GCCUGACCUAGCGGGCUGGUGGCUUCUCCGGCGCGGGCCAGGGGCGGGCCAAGGGUGGGGGAGGAAGGAGCUCCCGGGAUCCCCGCGCCCUCCCCCUCCUUGAGUAAUGACAUUCGCCGCGGAGGGAGGGACGGAGGGAGGGAGCGGGGCGCUCGGCGAGGCCAUGUGAUGCUGGGCGCGAGAGCCGGCGCCGGAGCCUCCCUCUCUCCUCGCCGAUCGCGGGCUGUCAUGGCGACCCCCAACAACCUGACCCCCACCAACUGCAGCUGGUGGCCCAUCUCGGCGCUGGAGAGCGAUGUGGCCAAGCCGGUGGAGGCCCCCGACGCGCCCGAGGCGGCCAGCCCCGCCCAUCGGCCCAAGGAGAGCCUGGUUCUGUAUCACUGGACCCAGUCCUUCAGCUCGCAGAAGGUGCGGCUGGUGAUCGCGGAGAAGGGCCUGGCGUGCGAGGAGCGGGACGUGAGCCUGCCGCAGAGCGAGCACAAGGAGCCCUGGUUCAUGCGGCUCAACCUGGGCGAGGAGGUGCCGGUCAUCAUCCACCGCGACAACAUCAUCAGUGACUACGACCAGAUCAUCGACUACGUGGAGCGCACCUUCACAGGAGAGCACGUGGUGGCCCUGAUGCCCGAGGCGGGCAGCGCGCAGCACGCGCGGGUGCUGCAGUACCGGGAGCUGCUGGACGCGCUGCCCAUGGACGCCUACACGCACGGCUGCAUCCUGCACCCCGAGCUCACCACCGACUCCAUGAUCCCCAAGUACGCCACGGCCGAGAUCCGCAGACAUUUAGCCAACGCCACCACGGACCUCAUGAAAUUGGACCACGAAGAGGAGCCCCAGCUCUCCGAGCCCUACCUUUCCAAACAGAAGAAGCUCAUGGCCAAGAUCUUGGAGCAUGACGACGUGAGCUACCUGAAGAAGAUCCUCGGGGAGCUGGCCAUGGUGCUGGACCAGAUCGAGGCCGAACUGGAGAAGAGGAAGCUGGAGAAUGAAGGGCAGAAGUGCGAGCUGUGGCUCUGCGGCUGUGCCUUCACCCUCGCCGAUGUCCUCCUGGGGGCCACCCUGCACCGCCUCAAGUUCCUGGGACUGUCCAAGAAAUACUGGGAGGACGGCAGCCGGCCCAACCUGCAGUCCUUCUUCGAGAGGGUCCAGAGACGCUUUGCCUUCCGGAAAGUCCUGGGCGACAUACACACCACCCUGCUGUCCGCCGUCAUCCCCAACGCCUUCCGGCUGGUCAAACGGAAACCCCCCUCUUUCUUCGGGGCGUCCUUCCUCAUGGGCUCCCUGGGCGGGAUGGGCUACUUCGCCUACUGGUACCUCAAGAAAAAAUACAUCUAGGGCCAGGCCUGGGGCUUGGAGUCUGACUGCUGGUGUCUCUGUGCUGUGUGAUUCCCGAUGAGCUCUCCGCGGCUCGCUGUCUCAUGGACACGUGGACAGCCGCGCCCGCCCCUCGUUCCGAGUCACCCUGUCGUCAGUGUGAAAACAUUCCAUAGUUUAGAAGUAGACGUUGCCAACGCCGCGGCUUGAGGCCACGGCCAGACUAAAGGAGAGAAGGAGAAAGUGAGAGAGAGAGAGAGAGAGAGAGAGAGAGAGAGAGAGGAAAGAACACAGAAACGAAACACGAAUGCCUUUUCUUUCGACGCAAGGUCUCAAGAUGGAACCGUGGGGACUGGUUGGGAUCGGAGGUGAGUUCCAGGCCGUCUCGUCCACCAGGGCCCAGAUUCUGGGAGGUGCUGGGGGCUCCGAGGGCCUGACCCCUCGCCUCCCUUCCCUCUUGCCCAGGGAACUCUUCCACAGGACAAAGCCAACACCCAGACUCGACUCUUCGGCACCUCCGGGUGGGACUGGAGAACCAGAGACCCCACGGGAGGCCCCUGAAGACCGGAAGGGGCUUCUUGCUUCUCCUGGAUGUGCACUGAGACCGCACUGGCUUGAGCCAAGGCAGUGGCACCCACGACCAGGCCAUGGUUGGGACCGGCACCAUGAACACACCCUCUGCAUUCCCCUCUGGAUGUGGCCAGCGUGUUUGGUUUGGCGCUAAUAUAACAGAAAUCCCUUAAGGCGGCAUCCAUCAUCCUCUUCCUACAUUGAGUUGCGUGUUCCUGCCCUGUAAGGUGGGACUUCCGGUAAAAGCCAUGUUGACCUCUUAAAAAGUCAGCCCCGGCCCAAGAACAGGGGUGGGUCUGGAGGUGGAUGAACCCGGGUCCCCCUCCCAGCCUCUGCCCAAGCCUUCUCCUCCACGCACGCCCCUCCAUCACUCCAGGGGCUCCCCCCACGCUGCACCCUGCCAUGCCGGGGGUCUCUGCAUCCACGCUGCCACCCUGGUUGGGUCUCACUUUCCUGUGCCUUUUGCAUGUUGGGAAAGGGUCUGGGUGUCACUGCCACUCAUGCUUAGAAACUGCUGAAAGCCCCCAAUAAAGCACCCAGGAGGAA
This is a messenger RNA of Microcebus murinus (gray mouse lemur), 2427 nucleotides long. It is a transcript of the gene GDAP1L1, whose product is annotated as ganglioside induced differentiation associated protein 1 like 1. Lineage: Eukaryota; Metazoa; Chordata; Mammalia; Primates; Cheirogaleidae. The record is from RefSeq and is a predicted model, not a curated record.